GGGGUUGGGCUGCGAAUCAUAGGAAUGGGCAGUUUGGCACCAUUAAAAAUAUGCUUAUCCAGAAGAGCUCGCUGGAUCGAGCCAUGUAUACAAAUAAAUUUUAAAAUAUCGAGUACGGCAACACCUAAUACCAUAACCUAUGCUUUGCGUCGAAAUAAUAUAAAUCAUACGGAUUGAGGAACAGCUGUGGAUUAAGGAAGUGAGAUGAAAGGAAACAAAGAAUUGAGUUGGGCCUUUCCACAGUUUGAUAGCCUGCAGCUGAUAAACGCCAAAUAAAAUGUUGAAAACCAGAGCAAAAUUUUCAAUAAAAAUGUUAUAAAUUCCUAAAUUUUCAAGUGGAGAGGUUAAAAUUUGAAGUGCUGUUAAAAUGUACAAAGUAAAUCGAGUGCGGUUUGUCUCCGAGUAAAUAAGACAACAGGCACGGCUCAUGUCCAGCAGUUGAGGAGGCGCCCCACGCAACUUUUUGAGGUUGACAGCAAUCUUGGUGAAAUAACAACGUCUAUAACCUAAAUUUGACUUCGUGGGAGGAAGAUUGUCAAUGGGAGAAAAUUGAAGACACCCCCUUCCUCUGAUCAAUGUUCUAAGAAGAUCUGUUUUUACGCACCACCCUACGAAUAAGUCCUUUGAAUCUGUUGCAGGAUUUCACUUUUCUGCACAUACAGUGAAGAUCGAUUUUGAGGUUUCCGUGUAAUAAAUCUACCACAAUCAUGAAGUCAUUCCUGAAGAAAACAGACAAAUCUUCUGAAUCAAAGACACCUGAAAAAUCAUCCAAAAAAGCUGGAGGCAAACAACCAGCCAACAAAGAUAAUUCGCAGAAGACCGCCGUAAAAGAAAUACCAGUGACAAAAUCAAGAGAGUGUUUGAUGAAAUGCAAACACAAAGCAAAAGACAAGAAAGAUGGAAAGAAAAAACCUGAUAACGUUCUGCAACGAAUAUUCAUGAAAAAUGAGCAACCCAAAAAAAUUAGCUUCGGAUCCAGUUUACUCAAUAUGAACGCAAUACUCGAAAAGAAAAAUACCCAUGCAAGACGACAAAAAUUGCUAACGUCUAUCGCGAGUGAUCAGAAUCUAGCGAACUUCGAUGAGGUUGAACGUCGGGUACUCCGAGAACGUUCGAUCGGAAGGAAAAAAGGCUCUUCUCGUUCAGACUCUACAGAAAUUAAACAGAAUCAUGUAGUUUCCGAAAAUUGUAAGUUUCAUGAACAUGUCUCCGAUGUGCGGGACUUUACCUCUGAACAAUUUAAAGAUUAUGAAGAAAAUGACGCUCGUAAAGAUGGUCAAGAUGUAAAAAAUAAUCAAAUCACAUGCCCUGGCAAGCUGAAUUUUGGUGUACUCAAGGACAUGAGAGAAGUCGAGAGAAAAAAGCAUCACCAAAAUACAGCCAAUACUGCUUCGAAUUCCGACAGUAACCCUAUAAUAGUUGAAAGUAGAAAUGCAAUAUUAGAACCCCAAGAAGAAAGCGAAUCACAAAAUUUGGAGGAUGUAUUGGGUGACUCUAGAAGUCAGCAAAAACUCUCUGAGUUACAAGCAAGCAAUGAGGAAAUUUUUCAGGAGACUGCGCCAAUAUUCAGUCGAAUAGGAAGUGAGUGCACUCUAAGUCUUCUUGAACCUGACUACAAAAAAAAUGAGAAUGAGAACAUAAAGGUUGUGAUCUCUUGCAAUGAGCAACAUUUAAUUAUACCUGUAAAUAAUACUACUACAAUUUUUGAAGGAGCUGAGUCAAAACUCAGUCAAAUAAAAUGUGAGCGCACAAAAAAUCUUGUUGAGCCUGAACACGAAAAUGAUGAGGGUGAAAAUACGACAAACUUUGAUAAUAUAAUUACUCCUAUGAAUAUUUCUCAUCCAAACUCGAGUGACGAAAACAAGAAUAGUUAUCUGAGAAGUUAUCACAAGCGACAACAAAGAAAUUCUCCUCAAGAAUCUCUCAUUUUCAAAUUGCAAAACAGUCAUAGUAAUCAUCUGCUUGACUUUUUAAAAGGUAAUAACUUGCCCUCAGAUUUGGAGGAUCGUAAACGUUUGGUGACUGAUACCAUCGAUAGCAUCAUAAGCAAAGAAAUUCCCUCGAGUAAAGCAGGAGUCAUCGUUAAGGAGACCACAAGUCUGCAACAACCUGGUUUAUGUAACCAUGGUCGAUCGCAUACCCUCCAAAAACCUACCAUGAUAAAAUUUCAAAAUAUUGAUAGUGAUUAUCACUCGCAGGAUGUUGAAAGAAAAUCUCCUUCUAAAACUUUACAAUCCCAUCAAUCAGAACCUUUAGAAAUUGAUAACGAUCUAGAUUUAUGUGCCGAAGAUAAUAAAGAGAUCACUAAUAUUCAACAUGACUUAAAUGUGGAAUGUCUUAUUUUGGAGACAGCGAUUGAAUCAACCCGCGAAAAAUCGACGAGUAGGGUGAACGAAAUUGAAACGGGGAUACCGGACGGUGAUUUUAACAAUGUAAUCUGUAUGAACACGGAGAAUGUUUCUCGAGCGGUCAGUAAAAGCCUCGAAGAUGCUAUAAAUUACCCUCGUAACUUGAGUCACUCUCGUAAGCCUAUAAUUUCUGAUAGUAUUCUUAGAAGUUCUAAAAAAGGUGGCUCGAAACGUGAUCAAUACUUAGAGAAUCGUUUUCAUAAAAUAAUUCCAACCCAAUCCAAAGAAAGAAAUUAUUUUUCCGAUCCACUUUCAAAACAGGUCUAUGGGGACGGCUCGGCAGUUUUGCCAUCUGAACCUCGUGUUCGCGAUGAAAUAACUUAUUUAGAGAGAUUCAGCUCAAAAAACUCAAUACCUUGGGUCCCCUCAGAAUUGAGAGAUCGCCCAGCGAGUGCGGAAAAAAUUUCCACCAGGCAUUUUGCAGAAAGAGACACACAUGAGAUUGAGUUAGUUACUAAUUUCGUCGACUAUUUUGAUCAUAAACCCCCAACAGAGUCUCCGAAUCAACAUGUAAAAAGUUUCGAGUUGCUUAAUCCUUUCCAAAAUUUGGAAGAACUGUUCAAACCGUGUUAUAAAGAACUGAUCACUCCGAGAGAUACUUCUCAACCGUGCAUAGUAGUUUACAACGACAAAAAUUUUAAUUUCUCACCACAAGCCUUAAUCGAAAAAGUUAUCAAGAUGGGUGAAAAAUCUAGCGGAAGAGAGGUAGACAUAGGUUUAUCAGAUACUUUUCUAGACGAAAUAAGAGAUGUUUGUCAAGAGGUAUUUGAAGCGAAAAUGCGAGAUUUGCAAAAAAGAACAAUUGCAACUGAGCGUCGUGGAGACAUUUUUACUGGUGCAGAUUGUGGUGGAGACAAUGACGGAAUAGUUCCCGGUAAGGAGAUAAAAUCUAGUGAUUCCAGCAAGAAAAGGCAUGAGAAUAACAAAAAACGCAGUUCUGAAAACAGUAAAACUAGUCUGGACCAGAAAACAGAAAUCACUCUGAGUAAUCAUAAAUUUCACAUUGAAACUCCAAACCAAUCAAAAAUAAAAACUGAAAAUGGUACACGUAUUAAAAGUGAUGCCAGAGAACCACUCAAAGAUUCAGCUUCGACCUAUCAAGAAGAGAAAAUUGCAGCUGUCAAUUUUUCAAAAAAUCAAAUUCAAGACGAAAAUUCUGAAGAUCUUAGAUUGACAAAAAUAGAGCCAGCUUUAGAUACUGCGGAGAAUCUCAAUGAUAAUAGACAGAAUGGAAAUUUAGGCGAUUGUCUUGGAGCAAGAGGAAAUGCGAAAGUAAUAUGUCAUAAACCUGAAUUGACAGGUGAAGGGUUGAAUUCAACUCCUCGGUCAGAGCGUAAAAAAAGCAUAGUCAGAUUUGAUUGUUCCGAUGAGCAACCAGAUGAUACCGAAGGAAACUUAAUCAUAGACACAAUUUGCUACAGUGAACAUGGGGGAACCCUGAAGAGGAAGUUUAGCUAUGACCAUUGGGUAACCAUCAGGAAGCGAAAGGUUGACGAUCACCUUUUAAAAGAGGAGAACUUGUUGAGGAGAUCAAGCGUCCCCAGUCUUCCGAAGACACCUAAAAAUUCAGCAUGCGACUGUGAUGGAUGGAUAUUUGACUCACUAGAUAGUAAAUCGCAAAACUUGUCACCAAGAAUAAGCUCUCCAUUGGACUCAGGGCAGCAAAACAAUGUUUCACAUCGAAAUAAAAAACUCUCACUGUCAAAAAGCUCUCUACGCGAGAGAGGAAAACAUAACUCAAUAGACACUACGACAAAGAAAUUAAAUUUAGAGCUGAAAUUUGAAACAAAUGUUCAAAAUGAGAGCAAGAAUCCAGACAAAAUCUUCCCUGGUACUAUUGACCAUGCUAACAAGCAAAAUCAACUUAUUUAUGAGACUGUGGAGAACAUGGAGUCCAAUAAGUAUUUGAAUAAAAUAAUGAAGACUGAAGAUAGUAGUGCGGAUGGAUGCAGUUUGAAUUGCACGGAUGCCGUGCUUCCAAUUGAAAACGCAUCAUUAAGCCUCAACGUCAAACAGAAUCAAUGUUCCGAUAGUUCCGCGCAGACAAGUCGGACAUUGAUUUCCGAGAAAAGUGAACUUACUUCGGAGGGCACAACUUCAACACCGGUGACCAACGGUGCGGAAAAAAGCGUCAAGAACAAAAGUCAAAACAAUAUCAAAAAGAAAAAUAUACAAAUAAAAAAUGGUGACGUUAUAACUACUCGCUUCGGUACUGAAGUUAUUUGUCGGCGUGAAAGUAAGCAGAGUAUUUUGAGCGCCACUGAGGGAGUUCUCAAAGUCCCUGCAGCUCAUACGAAAAAGAAGCAAAAUGUAACUGUCCUCUUCGAAGAAGUACUCCCUCCACCUAGCAAGCGAAAAAAUGUACGAUCAUUUAACAUAAAUGAUUUAGGAGCUCAGAGCCCACCGACAAAAUUAGAUGUAAAAAAAAAAUUACCAUUAGUGUUCAGUUCUAUGCAAAGUUCUUUUAAGCUCCAAAUAUUACCGCCGGUUACGAAACGGCAAGAUUUCCUCAACAAAUUGGUCAAAGAGUCCACUUCACCGGCAUAUCUUAAUCCUCUAGAGGCUCCUCAGGAUAAAUUGGACUCAUUCGUCAUGACUCCUCCAAAAAAAUUUCCAUUGAGAAAUGAAAUUUCAAGAAGCAGGUCACCUUUAGGCAAUUUGGCCAACAGUGGCAAUCUAGGAGUGCUUAAGAAGAAAGGAAGGGAGAUUCAAGAACCAGAAACAUGCAGUCCAAACACAGUUGCGGAUAACGCAACGUCUCAAUCUGCCAGGACACCUAAAUCCCAUAAAAUUGUCAAAAAGGAAACGAACACUUCCAAUGAUGAGCGCGCUGACUGCACUGAACUUUACUUCCGCCUGGGUCAAAAAUUUAAAUCUGGGAAAAGAUUCCAUACUGAUGACAUAAUUACUGACUCGGAAAGUGUUUGCGUCAGUAGUGUAAAAAGUAGAAAAUCAGUUACAUCAAGUGUAUGUGGUAAUUGCGGAAGCUGUGCCGAUGACUCAUACUACACAACGAAUGACAGUACGAUUGACUCAAAAGAUUCUGAUCUGGAACAAUUUUUUAGAGCACUGCGCAUGAAGUCCAUUAAAUGUGAGAGUGAAGGCCAUAUUUGCACCACCGACUCAAGCAAUCUCAUGUUAACACACAGAACCGCCAGUUCCUUUCAUAUCCUUUCAAACGUUAAUAUAUUUAGGCAGAGUAGCCGAGAUACCUGCAUAGCUUGUGAAGCAGCAAAGUUGGAAGAAAAUAAUCCUAAAUCAAAUAUUCCAAGAGGUAUUUGCAACACACCAGAAAAGAAAAUGAAGAAAAAGCAAGACAGUAAACAUACCGUCCAUUUUGAGCCAAAAUUCACCGCUAACAAAACAGACCUAAAGUCCAUUAACCCGGUGCAAAACUGCACAUCUUUUAUUUUUCAGCAGACGAGCGACUUGCAUAUUCUACAGCAGCAUUCCAUGAGAGUGAAAUCAGCGCCGAGUAUCUCCAACUCUGAAGAUCAGAAAACUGGAGGAGAAAUCAAUGGAAACGAGCUUGUAUCAGGAAUAAAGAUCACCUCUGUUGGGCAUAAAUCUCUCUUCAAAAAUCCAUCUUCAAUGCACGUCAGUCGAUCAUUUUCUUACUGUCCCUCUUUUGAUGGAGCUCAGACUUCUAAAGGACGAGGGAAAAUUGAGCAUGAUAAGUUAGAUGCCAACAGCAUGCUGGUCUUCCCGGCAACCGGUUCGCCGGCUCGCGUCUAUAUCAACACACCGGGAAUGUAUCAGUUGCACCUCUUUGUGCCGACAGCUGAGGAGGCGCAUGUUCCGGAGAAAAAAGAAACCGAGAGAACAAAGCAAUACGAUCGAUUUGCUACCUAUUACUGAAAAAAUGUCGGCAUUUCGGGAAAAAUGAUCACAAAACGAUUUUCGUUCCAAAAUGUGUCUUCUGUUUAAGGAUAUUUGUUGGUAAUUAUUUUUAGUAAAUUUUUUCCUUAUCAUUUAUUCGAAAACUUCGCUUGUCAUCUACAGCAAACUUUAAUUUUUUUUUUAAAAAAAUAAAGUAGAACUUGAUUUCAGAAAAAGAAAUGAAUGAAAGGCAUUUCUCUUUAAAGUUUACACCCCCAAAAAUUUUACCUAGGUUGAAGACAAAGAGCUUGUUAAAAAAGGGCAUGUGCCCGCAGAGACUUCUUUCAUUUCUGUCCCAAACAAGACCUUAUGAUGAAACAAUCCUCCAGUGACAGUUUUGGCUUGAGUUCAACUGUAGGCCGCCUUCUCUCUUAAUGAUAUUAAUAUGUAUAUUUCACAAGUAAUAUACUCUUUGAAUCGGGUUACCUGUACAAAAGGAGUGUGUCGUGCCUGUUGCAAAUUUCUUAGACUUUGGUGUAAGCUGUUCCUUUAUAUUAUCAAUCAAAAUUUAGCAAUGUGGUCACUGGUUUCCUGUUUUCUAUCUAUUUAUUUUUGUAUUCCUCUCCAAGUGUUGUCUUAUGUCUUUCUGAGUCUUGAUUGAAAUUUCCAUGUUUUUUUUACAUGUUUUACUCCCUCAUUUGAUGUGUCACCACUUCUCCGUUUCUAUUAUGUUGAUCUUUUUUGGAAACUUAAAAGGUGUUUUAACUAAGUCGCGGUCUUUAAAUUUAACGUUUUGUCUUUACAAAUAUAUUUUUUCAACGGUU
Molecule: messenger RNA, 7051 nt
Organism: Bemisia tabaci
Lineage: Eukaryota; Metazoa; Arthropoda; Insecta; Hemiptera; Aleyrodidae
Source: RefSeq, a predicted model, not a curated record